Messenger RNA from Anisakis simplex (herring worm), 345 nucleotides. NCBI's taxonomy places the organism in Eukaryota, Metazoa, Nematoda, Chromadorea, Rhabditida, Anisakidae. The record is from the annotation of a GenBank genome assembly.
AUGCCUCCGAUUUCUGCAUCGGAUUGUGAUCGAGACUCUAGACAAGUUGCUGGAGUGGUAAACCUCCCCAGCAACACUAUGGUUGUCAAUGCCAUGGCCUCUAGUGCUACCCCACUGGCCUCAGCCGGUCCCCCGACCUCAAGCUCGAGUUCGACGAGCUCAAGAUCAAGUGCUGCUAGCGCAGUGAGUUAUUGUGGUGCUGGUGAUGGUGGGGAAGGGGGUGGUGGCGCUUGGCCAAACGCCGCCGCCGCCACAGCGGUGGCACGACAAGCCAAUUUGGGGCCGUUGCUGUUCGACUGUGCCAUUUGUGCAGUGUUGGGUGAGUUUUGGGUGGCAAAUUUGUAG